Molecule: messenger RNA, 1022 nt
Organism: Phalaenopsis equestris
Lineage: Eukaryota; Viridiplantae; Streptophyta; Magnoliopsida; Asparagales; Orchidaceae
Product: DNA repair protein XRCC3 homolog
Exons: 1
Coding region: 45-887 (280 amino acids)
Biological process (GO): double-strand break repair via synthesis-dependent strand annealing; t-circle formation; telomere maintenance via recombination
Cellular component (GO): Rad51C-XRCC3 complex; replication fork
Molecular function (GO): ATP-dependent DNA damage sensor activity; four-way junction DNA binding; ATP binding
Source: RefSeq, a predicted model, not a curated record
UGCAUUUAGUCUCCUCCGCAAGAAGCUAAAAUAAAAAGAAAACAAUGCCCAUAAUGCCAGAGAACCCGGUUCACCUUCCGGCCGAGAAAUUGAGCGUCGGCUGCCCUGUUCUGGACCGCUUUCUGGGCGGCGGCAUCCCCUUCGGCUUCGUCACCGAGCUCGCCGGCGAAGCUUCCUCCGGCAAAACUCAGCUCUGUCUUCAGAUCGUCCUCUCCGCCGCAUCCCCUCGCUCUUGCACACCUUCCGCUUCUCUCUUUAUUUCCACCGAACCCCCCUUUCCUCUCCGUCGCCUCCUCUCCCUCUCCUCCGACACCGCUCCCCUCGACCACAUCUUCGUCCGCUCAGCCUUCUCUUCCAAGGAGCUAUUUGGUCUUCUCAAUCAUGUCGACAAGCUGCUCUCCCUCGUCCGCCUCUCUUCCGGCCGACGCGUACGAAUUCUCGUCCUCGACUCCGCCGCCGCCGUCUUCCAUACCGAUGCAGAAGAUGCUGUUCGUCGCUCUCCCGAGCUAUUUACCGUCGCCGCUAAGCUCAAGGAGCAGGCGAGAAGGUUCAAUCUUGCCGUCAUCGUUACCAACCACGUCGUCGAUGUCGUCGACGGUGGGUUCAGUGAUCUACGGGUAGGCAAUUACCUGAGUCUAUCUUCUUCGGGGAGGAAGGUUUGUCCGGCGAUGGGACUCGCUUGGUCCAAUUGUGUCAAUAUGCGGCUAUUCCUCUCGAGAUCUCCGGAGGAUGGAAAUGGGGAUACUGACGGGUGCGCGAACCUGCAGCGGAAAUUGCAGGUGGUAUUCGCACCGCAUUUGCCGGAAGGUUCUUGCGAGUUUGUGAUUAGAAGAGAAGGUGUCUUUGGGGUGGGUACUCAGGCCUUGAUUCCUACUUCACUCCAAUGAUCUCUUUCUUUUUUAUUUUUAUUUUUCGCAAACUGCAACUUUUUUGUCUGUUUUGUUUUUGCCUGUUUUUUUUUUAUAGAUAACGAGGAAGUUUUGGGCGCUUGAUUAUAUAAAUUCUUUUGACUAAAUCCAUAC